Diospyros lotus (date-plum) is the source of this 2419-nucleotide messenger RNA. RefSeq names its product actin-related protein 6. The record is from RefSeq and is a predicted model, not a curated record. Gene Ontology annotation, molecular function: nucleosome binding. Gene Ontology annotation, cellular component: Swr1 complex. The coding region runs from base 95 to 1402 and encodes 435 amino acids. NCBI's taxonomy places the organism in Eukaryota, Viridiplantae, Streptophyta, Magnoliopsida, Ericales, Ebenaceae. The transcript has 8 exons.
AAAGAGUGACAGUACUUGCACCGAUGUUAAAUUGUAAAAGGAAAGUGACAAAUCACGCAAAUGGAGAAAGGAAACUAGAGAGAGAGAGAGAGAGAUGUCGAAGGUGGUGGUUCUAGACAACGGCGCUGGCCUCAUAAAGGCCGGAAUUGCCGGCGAGCGGGAUCCCGCAGCCGUCGUCCCAAACUGCCUCGCUCGCCCUCUUUCCUCCAAGAAGUGGCUAAUCGCCGACCAACUCCUCUACUCCUCCGCCGACCAUGACCUCACCUCCGCCGCCGUCCGCCGCCCCUUCGACCGCGGCUACCUCCUGAACGCCGACCUCCAGCGCGAAAUCUGGUCCCACCUCUUCUCCACUGUCCUCCACGUCACCCCCUCCUCCACCUCUCUCCUCCUCGUCGAGCCUCUCUUCAACCUUCCCUCAAUCCAAGCCACCGUCGACGAGAUUGUGUUCGAAGACUUAGGGUUUAAAUCUCUGUUCGUCGCCGACUCGCCCUCUUUGGUCCAUCUCUACGAGGCCAGCCGGAGCCCGUAUGGCGUUGUUUCAAAAACGCAGACUAGUCUCGUCGUCGACUGCGGAUUCUCCUUCACCCACGCCGCGCCGGUGUUCCAGAACUUCACGGUGAACUACGGUGUCAAGCGGCUCGAUUUGGGCGGCAAGGCGCUGACCAACUACCUGAAGGAGUUGGUUUCAUAUCGGGCUGUGAAUGUGAUGGACGAGACCUUCGUCAUGGACGAUGUGAAGGAGAAGCUUUGCUUUGUUUCGCUCGACGUCGGUAGGGAUUUGCAGAUUGCCAGGAGACCUGGAAGGGACAAUUUCUUCAGGUGCACAUACGUGCUUCCUGAUGGAGUCACUCAUAUGAAGGGUUUUGUAAAAGACCCAGAUGAAGCAAAGAGAUAUUUGAGCUUAGAGGAUGGAUCCACACCAUCAGAACUCAAAACAAAAGAGGAAAUGGAUGACACUGAAGAUGCAGAGAAAACUAAGGGCAGAAGGACAAUUGAUCUAACGAAAAAUGAAUUCAGCUUGACGAAUGAGCGCUUCCUUGUGCCAGAAAUGAUUUUCCGCCCUGCUGAUUUGGGAAUGAACCAGGCUGGACUUGCAGAGUGCAUUGUUCGUGCUGUCAAUUCCUGCCAUCCUUACCUUCACCCUGUACUGUAUGAGAGCAUUAUAUUGACUGGUGGAAGCACAUUAUUUCCUCGUUUUGCCAAAAGACUUGAAAGAGAGCUUCGACCUCUUGUCCCUGACAACUAUCAAGUGAAAAUAACAACUCAAGAAGAUCCUAUAUUAGGUGUAUGGCGAGGUGGCUCACUUCUGGCUUCUAGUCCUGAUUUUGAAACAAUGUGCGUCACCAAAGCUGAGUAUGAGGAGUUUGGAUCUGCCAGAUGUCGCAAGCGGUUCUUCCAUUGAUUACCUUACCAGAAAUCUUGAAGUGGAACGGCGAAUUAUGGAAAAUUGUAGGUGAAUGUCAACUAUCAUGUCAGGUCAAAGCAUCGUGUCUUAUCAAUCAUUGGUCUUACCUUCGAACAAAGAGGACGACAUAGGAAAAGCUUUGCUUUUUCAUAUAUCCAAGCUCUUGAGAUGAAAGGCUCCAUCACCACCCAUUUCAUGAUACGUGCUGGCUUCUUGCUUCUUUGUGAACUUAAAUAAGAGGAUUACUUGAUCUCCAAUUCAUUAAACUCAGAAGCAAGCCUGUUGAGUCAUCCUGACAACGAUUGAAGAGGACAAAUACAACAUAAGCGCAGAACGGGAAGGAAGAAGCUUGGAAGAAAGUUUUGGGUUGCUCAAGCAGACUGUGGAGACCUUGUGGGAAGUCUUGGUCCGAGUGCAGUCCUGUUGCGAUCAUAUGGAGCCCUGCCCGGGACUUGCUCUCCUCAAAUUAGAAAGACAACAUGAUCUCCAAUCUUUUACACCUUCCAGAUGCACGGCACUGGAAUGCUCAAGAUUUUUGCACAAAUCUUUUGAAAGGUCGCCAUUCUGUCAGCCUAACCCAAUUACCCUGUUCACUGAUCUGGAUUGUGACUCGUUCCAUUGAAAAUAUGAUGGGGGCUUCAUAGGCAACUGAAUAUUAUUUGCAUCGGAUUUAGGAAUCAAAGUUUGUGAAGUUAGUUCAUAAACAGUUUAUAUGAUAAACUUCGUGUCCAGAAACUCUCUCAGGUGAACUGUGAACAUGAUCUGUGAUUUCAGUUCAGAGGUCUACGAAACACUUGGUUUCUGUACCCCUUAAAAUUGAUUAACCAAUUGAAAAAGAGGGCAGUGCAGUUCUCUGGCAAGAGCUACAACAAUGGUCAUACAUUUCACAAGUAUCACUAACGGUAUAUACUACAUAUUGUCUUACAUAUGAACAAUUAUUCCAAUAAAUGUCUACAAAUAAUAUACUACGUACUUCAAAUUACAAUGAAAUGCCAUCUUUAUGAGUUUGUACUA